AUGGACAUCCUGCGGGGGCCCUGCAUUGCCCUGGCUCAAGUGUCUGUAGUACCUCAGCAGGCGUUUGAUCCAGGUAAUCAGCAGGUCACUGUGCGACUGAAGAGUGUUCUGGAUGCAACGAAAGCUGUUGCUGUCAAAAACGAGCUCUCAGAGGGUCUCGGUGACUACGUAUAUUUUCCUCUGCAUCAUCUGCUGCAAAAAGAUGCUUUGGGCGACCGUCAGACCGACUAUCUGCUUCAAAUACUCACCUUAUUAUUCUAUAAUGCGUGGGAAACGGUCACACUGGAAAGGGCGUCUCAAUUGCUCUCGGUUGUCGUGUAUCUCGUUAGUCCAGAACCCCCAGGCGAGCUGGUUAAAUUCCGUGAAAAAUCAACUGAGCUACACACUUCGGCGUUUCGUUGUAUGUAUGCGGUAAUUAAAGCGUGCGAAAGAAGCUCUAUAGCCGACCAAAUUGCUGCUUCUCCUUCUAUUCCGCACAUUAUCACUGUACUAUUGGCGUCGUUGCAGUACGACUCUGAUCUUAACGCACACUCAGCGGCAUUAGAUUCACUGAGUGCGAUAUGGGAUCAACUCAAACCUGAUCAGAUGGCAUUGUUGCUGCCAGGUAUUGCCUCAAAGCUUGUCAACUUUACGGCCAUGAUGUACGAAAAGGCUCACAUAAAGGCCCGGGCUGCAGCGGUGCGGCUGUUUGCCAAGAUCGUAGUGGGCUGCUUGGCUGAUAAUUUGCAAGACUCGAAAGUCAGAGAUAGUAGGUGGAAAUCAACCGCAAUUGGCCAAGUCAACCGGAGCAUCGACACGAUAUAUGGUCUACUGCCCAAGGCUAACCCAGAGGUUGUUUUGGCAGCUGUGGAAAUGGCUAGCUUGAUAGCACAUAAUUGCAGCAAGUCUAUCGAAAUGGAAAAGAUAAUCGAGAUUUUAGUUUUUGGAUCUACGUCUACGUUCGAUAUUGUUAGCAGUGGAGCUAAUGACGUUUUGGGCGAGCUCCGCGCGAAACCAGAGUUUUCGGAUGCACUAGAGAAGCACUCUGUCUCUCUUAUAGACUCUCUUGGCAGCAGGUUCAAUUCAUAUGAAGACACAAAUGCACUAGUUGCCGUCAAUGCUAUUUCAAAAUCCCUCAAGCAUGAAAAAAGUGAGGCAUUCUUAGAUACGUUGUUGACUGUGAUCGACCGCUCCCUGGUGCUCACCAAGCCUCGACAAACAAAACUACCCCAAGGAAACGAUCUUUCACUAGCGGACUUUGGACUAGAAGUCAAUGUGUCGAAGCAAGUGGAGCUCUCUUUGACAAGUCUUUUGCAUGAGGUAGGGCGCGUCAAUGGGAAGCCUGUUCUUUCCAAUCUUCUUGAUACUCUGCAAUCGACACCGAACACGCUUGGUCAAACGCAACUACUUUGGAUAGCCUCUCACGUGCUUCAAGGCUACGAAGGAGACCCUGAUACCACGUUUGACUAUCUUGAUUUCACUUUCCAAGUUGUCGCCGCUGCGGGGUCCUUGUCUUCGACUUUACCACCUAGUUUAGUCGGAUUGUCAGUCAACCUUUUGGGCAGAUUAGCGCUCAACUUGGGGACAACUUUUGAAGCUCAACUAACUGACGUUCUAUUCCCAGUGGCCAACCUCUUGGGAAGUGAUAAUGGCAUUGUCACAUACCACGCAAAACUGUCACUGGCGGCGAUUGCUCAAGCAUGCAGGUACCCAACUCCUCAAGUGAUGAUUUUGGCCAAUAAAGAUUAUAUUCUGGAUGGUAUAUCAAUCAAACUCAACACAAUGGACAUUGCACCAACGACCCCUGCCAUGCUUUCAGCAUUGAUAAACAUGGCAGGAGACUCAAUUGUACCAUAUUUGGACGACAUUGUGGCUUCCCUUUUCGUGAUCCUCGAUAACUACCAUGCCUACUCUGUUUUGGUAACUGGCAUUUUCUCUGUAUUCACCACUAUUGCCAAAAUUCUAGUUGCAGAUGUUCCCAAAACCAUCAGGGCCAAAGAGACAAAAGCUCUGCAUUUUGAAAAAUUUGAAGACAUGAUUGAGGAGCUUAAGCGCAAACCCACGGUGCCAGAUCUGCCGGAAGCUCCUGAGGUUCCCGAAACAGAAGAGGACGACCCUCAAAUCAGAGAACUCGAUCCAGAUGCAGAUGAUAUUGAUAAGCCCAUGAGCGACGAAGAGGAGUGGGACUCGCCUGUUCCCAAAUCUUCCUAUAUGAUUGCCAAACGAGUCAUGGGCUACGCAGAUCGGUUUCUCACGCAUAAAAAUGCCAGUCUCCGGUUCAAUCUCUUGAAGCUGAUUAUAAGUAGUUUGCCGGUGCUGGCCACUAGCGACAAAGAGCUUUUACCUGCCAUUCAUAAGUUGUGGCCUGUUUUAGUGAGUCGGCUAGAAGACUCCGAGACUUUCGUCGUAGAAGCCGCUCUCGAAUGCGUUGCUGCUAUCUCAACUUCCACGGGUGAUUUUGUCACCAAGAGAUUCCAAGAGCUAUGGCCCAGUUUGAAAUCACAAUUUGGCGGUUUCAUUGGCAAGUUGUGGCCCCAGUUCUCGUCACAAGCUCGCCUUGGGUCUGCGUUUGAGAGGUGUCUUGUCCAGGUGGUCGCAAACACCCCCUUGUCCGCAGAGGUUUUGAACAGUGUCAUAACUACAUUCAAACCAGGAUUUAAGCGUGGGGAGUAUCUCGAUCUGUACACAGAACUUGAAAGCGUUGCUGGUGAUCAACUGUACGUUGAAAUGAUAGAUAUGCAGGUGUGA
Wickerhamiella sorbophila is the source of this 2727-nucleotide messenger RNA. Its product is annotated as TEL2-interacting protein 1. The record is from RefSeq and is a predicted model, not a curated record. Gene Ontology annotation, biological process: chromatin remodeling. NCBI's taxonomy places the organism in Eukaryota, Fungi, Ascomycota, Dipodascomycetes, Dipodascales, Trichomonascaceae. The transcript has a single exon. Gene Ontology annotation, cellular component: cytoplasm. The coding region runs from base 1 to 2727 and encodes 908 amino acids.